This is a messenger RNA of Drosophila ficusphila, 2606 nucleotides long. RefSeq names its product long-chain fatty acid transport protein 1-like. The transcript is spliced from 6 exons. NCBI's taxonomy places the organism in Eukaryota, Metazoa, Arthropoda, Insecta, Diptera, Drosophilidae. Gene Ontology annotation, biological process: triglyceride homeostasis. Gene Ontology annotation, molecular function: long-chain fatty acid-CoA ligase activity; long-chain fatty acid transmembrane transporter activity. Gene Ontology annotation, cellular component: endoplasmic reticulum. The record is from RefSeq and is a predicted model, not a curated record. The coding region runs from base 200 to 2338 and encodes 712 amino acids.
AAGCUGUUGGCCGAAAGACGCGACCGGCUUAAACUCCGACUUAAACUCCCACCUGAUAUUUAAAACAUUUGAGAAAAAAAAAUCACAAUAAAAACCACCUAAAGCGGCGGAGUUAAUUGAAGACCAAAUCGAGCCGAGCUGUUAAUCAACAUCGGUUUGCAGUCGCUGUAAAUGUGCUGUUAAGCUCAAAAUAAAUACAAUGUGCACCGCUGAUGUUUCGACUGAUGGUGGUGCUGCUACAGGUGGUGCCAAUACUACGGAUGAUGGAGCUGCCGGUGCCCCAAGUUCGACGGCCUUGAACCCCCAACAGGUGACUAUCUCCAUAGAAGCACCGGAAGUUUUGAAACCACCAAAGAAAACCAACUUUCGACGUAAUAUUCAAUGGAUUUUAACACCCGCCUUAAGCGCUGUUACAGGUUUAAUCUUUUAUUACCAUGGACCUUGGUAUGGAGUGGCCUCUCUAUAUGCCAGCAUAAUAGCCUUAUUGCUGGUGCGUCCUGGUUGGCGAUGGUUCUAUAUAGCAGCGGUCACCACUCCACGCGAUACUGUUGCUCUCUUUGCCUACAUCCGUGUUUUAUUGUUCAUAAAACGGCAGGAGCGGAAAAACGUAAACAUAGGAGACAUUUUCGAAGCAAAUGUUGCCCGUCAGCCGGAUAAGUUGGCCAUCGUCAGCGAAUCCCAGCAGUGGACUUACCGGCAGGUGAACGAGCACGCAAAUCGAGUGGCCAAUGUGUUCCACAGCCAUGGCUACAAAAAGGGAGAUGUGGUGGGUCUGCUGCUGGAGAAUCGCCCCGAAUUCGUGGCCACCUGGCUGGGUCUGUCCAAGAUUGGGGUUAUCACACCACUGAUAAACACCAAUCUCAGAGGAGCAUCUCUGCAGCACAGCAUUACAGUUGGUCAAUGUACAGCUCUCAUUUACGGAGCCAGUUUUCGAUCUGCUGUGAUGGAUAUUGCCAAGGAUUUGCCUGCCCACGUAGGACUAUAUCAGUUUAAUGACGAAAGUAACCAGGAAAUUGUAGCAUCAGAGGGACUCAGUCAAGGAUUGGCCCAGCAGUUAAAUGGUCUUCUGGAGACGGCUGCCAAGGAUAAAGUGGCAGCAGGUGCUGCUCGAGCGGAUCACCAUGAUAAGUUGGUGUACAUCUACACUUCGGGAACUACGGGAUUGCCCAAGGCAGCCGUAAUCACUCAUUCUCGUUACUUCUUUAUCGCUGCUGGCAUCCACUUCACGCUGGGUUUUAAGGAUCAGGAUGUCUUCUACACACCUUUGCCUUUAUAUCACACUGCUGGCGGAGUGAUGAGCAUGGGUCAAGCCCUGCUCUUUGGUUCCACGGUGGUCAUCAGGAAGAAAUUCAGUGCAUCUGGUUAUUUUUCGGACUGCGCUCGAUUCAAGUGCACGGUUGGCCAGUACAUCGGGGAGAUGGCCCGCUAUAUUCUGGCCACUCCACCUGCUCCAACCGAUCGCAAUCACCAAGUGCGAAUGGUGUUUGGCAAUGGAUUGCGUCCACAAAUUUGGCCGCAGUUCGUGGAGCGUUUUGGAAUCAGAAAAGUUGGCGAGUUCUACGGAGCCACCGAGGGCAAUGCGAAUAUCAUGAACAACGAUAGCACCAUGGGAGCCAUCGGCUUUAUUUCCCGCAUCAUGCCGCAGAUCUAUCCCAUUUCGAUUAUUAAAGCGGAUCCCCAUACGGGAGAGCCAUUGAGGAACGACAAAGGACUCUGCGAGAGAUGUGAGAAGGAUGAAGCUGGCGUCUUUGUGGGAAAGAUUGUGAGGGGAAAUCCCUGCCGGGAGUUCCUCGGCUAUGUGGACCAGAAGGCCUCCUCCAAGAAGGUUGUGCACGAUGUCUUCUCCAAGGGCGACAUGGCCUUCAUUUCGGGCGAUCUGCUGGUGGCCGAUGAGCGGGGCUAUCUGUAUUUCAAGGAUCGCACCGGCGACACUUUCCGCUGGAAGGGUGAGAACGUGUCCACCAGCGAGGUAGAAGCGCAGCUAAGUAAUCUGGCUGGCUACAAGGAUGUCAUCGUUUAUGGAGUUAGCAUUCCCCACACCGAGGGAAGAGCCGGAAUGGCGGCCAUCUACGAUCCAGUUCGAGAGGUAAAGGUCAGCCAACUGGGCGAGGAGUUGGCCAAAUCGCUGCCCAGCUAUGCAAGACCGCAGUUCCUGAGAUUCCUGCGCAGAAUCGAUCUGACCGGCACCUUCAAGCUGCGCAAAGUGGAGCUGCAGCAGCAGGGAUUCAAUCCGGAGCUCAUAGAGGAUGAACUCUUCUACGCUCAACCUGAUGGCGUUUAUGCCCCGCUCACUUUAUCCGUUUAUGAAAGGAUAUUAAGAAACGAGCUGCGCUUCUAGGAACACCAGACUUCUCUCUUCGGAAGCAGAGAAGUCAAGACUGUGCCUCCAACGUUAUUACAAUGGGUUUUGGUUGGAUCCAAUACGUGCUUGAACUUUUCCUUAUGACGUAAUAUUGUUUGUUGCGCGAGCAACAAAUAUCUUUUAAAAAGGAAUUUUAAGUCUUCGGAGACAAAAAAAAUGUUUUACGUUUGCUUACACAAUUAGAUAAUAAUAAUUAGUUAAAAUGUAGAUUUAAAAACUGAUAAAUAUGUUGCCAAUGAUCUUA